UCAGGAGCUGGGGAGUGUAUCACAUCAGAGAGUGUCCUUACAAAGAUAGUCAGACCAGUGUGUGUGUGUGUGUGUGUGUGUGUGUGUGUGUGUGUGUGUGUGUGUGUGUGUAAAGGAAGGGGAGGAGCUCACACACAUGCGUCUGCUCCAGAGAAAACAGCAAAGAGUUUUUGAGAAAAAGCUUCAAAGCAGAAACGGACUGAAGAAACAGAAAGAAAGAAAAAGAGUCUGAAGCUGCAGCAGGAUGGAAGUGACAUCACACUCCAACGGCUCUGACAUCACUGAGAGUGGAGCCAGUAAGAACCCCAACCUAUCAGAAGCCAUCUCGAGUCAGCCAACAGCCAAUGGGACGCUCCCACAUCACAGCACAGAGGAGGCUCCGCCCCCGCUCUUAGAUAGGUCAGAGGACGGUAACGCCAGCGAGGAUUCUUUGACAGGCAGCUCCUCCACCAACGACAUCGCUCAGCUCCUGCCCUCACAGCCCGCCUCUGCUCUCCGAAAACACAAAGGUGUUGACAGCUCGCCAGUGUCUCCUCCGCCCGUCUGUGCCCCUCCAUCUUCCUCCUUCACCUCUCCUCCUCCUCCUCCUUCCCCCUUCUCUCAGUCGUCCACCUGCAACAGACACAGCUGCAGCCUUCCUCAUCAUCAUCAUCAUCAUCAUGGGAGCACCAAUCAGAAGCGUCUCUCCUCCACUAAAAGCCACGCUUCCUUCAAGACCAAUGCCGCCCACAUUAAGGAGGUUGCUGGAGAUGGUGAGCCAAUCAGCUUCGACCUCCGGAAACGUAAAGUUUGUGCUGAGGUCACAUGGUCUGAAAGUUUCAUCCUCUGGAGCAGGACUGAGGUCAGACACAGACAGACAGAAAAGCAAGACGUCUGCAUAAAGACGCAAAGAGAUGGGGGGCCAGAGACACAGAGGGACAGUCAGAGACAGACACAUGGACAGAGACAGACAGAGGGACAGUCAGAGACAGACAGAGGGACAGUGUUUGGGUGUGACAGGAAGCAGAAAGCCGAACACACUCUCAUCUCACUGUUUAUCAGCUGAACACACUCAGCACAGACGUCUGCUUAUCUCCGCUGCACACGCCCAGACUGACGACCCCUCCCAGCACCAGCACCAGCACCAGCACCCGCCUCCACCCAAACACCCCACAGACCCACAGCAGGAGCUGAGCAGGAGCUGAGGCCUGUGUUGGUUUUGAUCUUUCACUGUUUGGUUUCAUCGGCUCUGACGUUUGUGCAGAGUCAGCAGCUUGUUUUCAUUUUCUCUGUGAACCUGCAGUGGACAAGAGACACUGAGUCAGAGUCUGCUGCUUUACAUCACUCGUGUUUUCCUCACAGACUAAAGCUGAAGUCAGUGCUCUGCCUGAGAGACUGCGCUCAGGGCUGAGAGGAUCAGAAACCAGUCACAGAGAGGGAGACAGUUCACGUCCAAACUCAGAAUUAGUCCUGAUCAAAGCUGGACUGAAACGUCCGUCUGACCUUUGCUUCUCCUGACCUGUCUCUUCUGAUUGUCUGUCUCUGCAGACUGUUGCGUUCACUGUCCCCUGACCUGUCUCUUCUGAUUGUCUCUGCAGACUGUUGCGUUCACUGUCUCCUGGCUUGUCUGUUCUGCGAGCUGUUGUCCAUGUGUUCAGCCGUGGGGGAGUGUCUGGCAUGUGGAGUGGGAGGGGCCGGGUGUUGUGACGCUACAGUUGGCUGCUGCUGC
Molecule: messenger RNA, 1708 nt
Organism: Toxotes jaculatrix (banded archerfish)
Lineage: Eukaryota; Metazoa; Chordata; Actinopteri; Toxotidae
Exons: 4
Coding region: 245-1045 (266 amino acids)
Source: RefSeq, a predicted model, not a curated record